AUGAAAGAUAACAGAUCUUUCAACAUCGAAAAGAAACAUCAAACAAAAGUAACGCACCAGAUUGUGGACAUAAAAGUUGAUGAGGAGUUGAAGACCCUCUCUGCUGAUAUAAUCUCAAGAGCUUGUUUUGGUAGCUCUUACUCCCAAGGCAACCAGAUUUUUGCAAAGAUUGCUAUCCUCCAGGAGGCCUUGUCUAAUCCAAGUUUGCUCUUUGGCUUUCUCAAUUUUAGCUUAUUUCCCACAGAGAGUGAGAAGAAGAUUAAGAGUUUGAGAAAAGAGGUGGAUGCUUUGUUACUCAAAUUAGUGAGAGAUCGCCAAAAGGAAAGCCAAUCGGGAGGCACGUCAGAAAAGGACCUAUUACAAAUGAUACUCCAAAGUGCUGCUAAUAACAGCACUGACAAGCCUCAACAAUAUAUGCACAAAACAGACCAAUUCAUUCUGGAUAAUUGUAGAAGCAUCUACUUCGCAGGAUCUGAGACCACAGCUCUGACAGCAUCCUGGACACUGAUGCUCUUGGCAUUGCACCCAGAAUGGCAAGAACGUGUUCGUGUCGAGAUUGCUGAGGUCUACGGGGACGAUGAUGAUCAACUGCGUCAAUGCUUGAAAGACAAGGACAAACUGAACAAGUUGAAAACGCUGACAAUGGUGAUUCAAGAGAGCCUGCGGCUGUAUGGACCUGGAGUCAUAUUGGCAAGGGAAGCUCUAGCAAAAAUGAAGUGGGGGGACUUUACCGUGCCGGAAGGCAUCCACAGAUGGACCCUCAUACCGACACUGCACCGUGACCCCGAAAAUUGGGGUCCGGAUGCUAAUGAGUUCAAGCCAGAGAGGUUUGCAAAUGGGGUGUCUGAGGCAUGCAAGUAUCCUCAAGCAUACGUGCCAUUUGGUCAUGGGAGCCGAUCGUGUAUAGGGCAGACUUUUGGCAUGGUGCAGCUCAAGAUAAUGCUUCCUCUCAUUCUGUCGAAGUUCUCAUUCUCCCUUUCUCCAAAUUAUCAACACUCCCCUGUUUAUAAAAUGCUGUUGUUGUUUACCAAUGUGAUGAACAUUGCAAGCUUAUAUUCCUUCAUGACUAUUACAUGUUCUCUUACAUCAGUAGAUUCAAAUCUAACGGUUUGUAAUAGUAAGCCAAUAUGA
Messenger RNA from Prunus dulcis (almond), 1131 nucleotides. RefSeq names its product cytochrome P450 714A1-like. Bases 1 to 1131 code for a protein of 376 amino acids. NCBI's taxonomy places the organism in Eukaryota, Viridiplantae, Streptophyta, Magnoliopsida, Rosales, Rosaceae. The transcript is spliced from 6 exons. Gene Ontology annotation, molecular function: heme binding; monooxygenase activity; iron ion binding. The record is from RefSeq and is a predicted model, not a curated record.